UUCGUCAGUCUUCAUUCCGCAACGUGCUGUGAUUGACAGACCCCGAUGUCCGGGGAGAGGUGCAGACGGGAAGGUCGAGGAUGGCGAGUGUUGAUCUGUGGAGGCCUCCUCGGAUGUGUGAUGAUUAUUGGAGUGAAUGGAAGCAUUGUCGGAGUCUGAGGAAUCGCUUCCAUCAUUACUACACCUAUGGAGAGGUCCCCUCAUGUAAGCAGUGGAAAACAGAUUACAAAAAUUGCAGGGAAUGGGAAAAAUAUAAGUCUGGAGAAACUAAGGAAGCUUUACGUGAUAGUGAGAAGAAAAGGUUAGAAGAACAAAAGAGGGAUCCAAUCUGGGAGAUGAGGAAGAAUCCACCAGCUGAAUGGCAUCUUCCCCUGUAUGAUGGAAAAGAGAAAUAAUGGAAAUUACCUGCUCCUGGAGUUAAACUAUCAUAUUGUUGGAUAACAGUCCACAACUUUUGUUAUGAUGAUUCUUUAUAAAAUUGGAUUUAGGCUAAUC
Molecule: messenger RNA, 495 nt
Organism: Amblyraja radiata (thorny skate)
Lineage: Eukaryota; Metazoa; Chordata; Chondrichthyes; Rajiformes; Rajidae
Gene: c25h22orf39
Product: chromosome 25 C22orf39 homolog
Exons: 3
Coding region: 81-395 (104 amino acids)
Source: RefSeq, a predicted model, not a curated record